AGUGCAUGGAGACUCUAGUCUCCAUGCAAAAGUGGUUAAAAAAGAAUAAAAGCUGUCAUCUGUCAGUACUUGCAGCAGUCACUUUUUUUGUACAACAACAUAUAAUAUAGAUUUAUGUAUUUUCUAAUUUGAGAAAAUAGAAAAUGGCAGAUAAAAAAGUACCAGUUAAGCUGGAGGGUACUGAUUUUACACAGAUAUUUAUUGCAGUAUUUGUGAUAGUCAUAUCUUUGGUAUUAUUUGCACUUUACAAACGUAGGAAGAGCUCAAAAAGAGGUAUUUUAUUAACUGGACUGUGUGAUAGUGGAAAAACAUUAAUUUAUUCACAGUUGGUUCAUAAUAAAAAUGUUCAGACACAUACAUCAAUUAAAGAAAACAUUGGUAGUUAUAUAGUUAAUAAUGAUGUGUUGAAAAUUGUCGAUAUUCCAGGUCAUGAACGUUUAAGGGACAAAUUCUUUGAACAGUACAAAAGUACUGCGAAAGGAAUUGUAUUUGUGAUUGAUUCUGUAACUUUGCAACAAGACAUUCGAGAUGUUGCUGAAUUCUUAUAUAACAUUUUAGUAGAUUCUCUAAUUGCAUCCAGUAGCACUGAUGUACUUAUUUUAUGCAAUAAACAGGACCAAACCUUUGCUAAAGGUACAACUGCUGUAAAAUCGAUUUUGGAGAAGGAAUUAAAUACACUUCGUGUUACCAAAUCUAAACAGUUGGAUUCUGUGGACCCCAAAGCAAAACGAGCUUCUAUCUUAGGCAAUCCUGAUGAGGAUUUUGAUUUUGAUGCUCUUAAAGUUAAAGUUGAUAUAUCUGAAUCUUAUGCCUAUCACAAGAAUGGGUCUGUAGAUAUAGAGGGGUUGAAGAAAUGGUUAGCUAGAUUUUGAUUGUGUGGUAAUUUAUUGUACUUCAGAAAGAUAUGUAUUUAAUUUGUGUUGUUUUGAAGAUGAUUGUAAUUUAUUAUUUUUUUGUAAUCAUUUUUUUUAAGAGUAUUACA
Molecule: messenger RNA, 982 nt
Organism: Anoplophora glabripennis (Asian longhorned beetle)
Lineage: Eukaryota; Metazoa; Arthropoda; Insecta; Coleoptera; Cerambycidae
Gene: SrpRbeta
Product: signal recognition particle receptor subunit beta
Exons: 4
Coding region: 144-872 (242 amino acids)
Source: RefSeq, a predicted model, not a curated record